AUGACAACAUUCGAAGAAAUCAAAAACCAAUUUAAGUAUGCGACGGAUAUGUUGGAAAAGGCGGAGAAGAAAUUGGAUAACAAAGAGAAGACGAUAUGGGAAUUUGUGGGCAAGGAGCAAGUCAUAUUUUUACAAAAGAAAUUGACCGAAUUUAAUGAAGGAAAAGAAAUUCCAAUGGAUAGUAAAAAAUUAGUUCAACCUCCUGGUCAAUUGCCUAAUAAGACUUUUCUUAAUGAUUUCCUUAACGAAAAACCUGAAGUGAAAAUACCGCUUUCUCCUGCUCAUUUUUCUCAAAUAUAUACUAAGGGACAUUUAAUUUACCCUCCUUCAGUUGGAAUGAACGAAGACUCAUUUCAUGCUUUUUGGGACGAUAUUAUUAAAAAUUCGAUAGAAUUAUUUGGAAAAAAUAUAGUUGGUUUGGAAACAAUGAAAUUCGAUCGAAAUACUAACAAAAGAACCUCAACAGGUCGCAAUCGCCCAGACAUGGUUAUCUUAGUGAGAAAUAUUUGUCCUUUUCGUGGGGAAGAAAAGGCGGCAGAUUCUGAUGCAAAUCCUUCGAAGGAAUUAACUAAGAAAUUCAAAGAAUGGAUAUAUGGGGAUGCUCCAUAUCUCCUUGCAUACCAUGCUACUGGUCGAUUUGUCACUUUUGUUACUUUGUAUGAGUCUGAACCUGUAAAUAUUGGGUCAAGUAAGAAGAGAACACGUUCGGAAGUUAAGUCUGAAAUGAUUUGUGAAUUUAAUUUAGAAAGUCGUAUAUUGCCUACUAUAGUAAUUUUGUGCCCCGCAAGAGAUACACCAGAUUUUAUUACAUUAUUACGACCUAAUGGAACUAUUGUUGAACUUGGGUAUAAUGUUAAGAAAAUAUUUAGAGAAGAACGUUCGAUUGACCAAUUACGAGAAAUUUAUACAACAUUAUAUCAAAAUAACGUUAGAUUUACCGACAAGUUGGAAUAUACCACUUCGCAUUCUGCUCAUUUGGAACCACGUGGAUUACAACGAAAACCAGGAAAUCUCAAUGAACUAUUGAAAGCAUUAAUUUGUAUAUUAACUUGUCUUAAGGAUAUGCAUAGCAUUAAAUCAAAACCAAUAUUGCACAGGGAUGUUCGAUGGCCAAAUAUUGUUCAACAUCAUAAUGAAUACAAAAAAUUCAUUUUGAUUGAUUUCGAUUACGCAACUUUAGGUUCCGACAAAAGAGGCAUCGUAAGAAAACCUUUAAAAGAAUUUUCUGAAACUGGACAUGCUCCUGAAAUCGGUAUUCCUGAAAAACUUAGGGAAUUUGCAUCAAAGUUGUGUCAUGAUAAUCCAAAAAAGCGACCAGCUGCUUCAGAUGCACUUGAUGAGGCCAUAGAGAUGUUUAA
Messenger RNA from Funneliformis mosseae, 1358 nucleotides. The record is from the annotation of a GenBank genome assembly. NCBI's taxonomy places the organism in Eukaryota, Fungi, Glomeromycota, Glomeromycetes, Glomerales, Glomeraceae.